GGUGUCUAUGCUUCGCAUGAAUCUGAGAGGUGUGCUGCGAGAGUGAACGUGAAGCGGUUGCUGAAAGGUGAACCGCUGAUGGCUGAACGCUGAGCUAGCUGAACAAUCGCACAAGCAUCGUCAUCGUCACCAUUAUUAUCCGAAAACGCCGAAAACAAGUAAUGUCGGUGGGAAGUUUGCGCUAUCAGAAAGUGUUUGAGAAUGAAAACGGCCGCUUUCUUCUAGUCUUAUUAGUUAAUAGCUCGGACAUAAAGUUUGAAAACGUUCAGUUUACUCUCAGUGAUGGAAAUAAUGUUUGGAAGGCGAAUACUUCUCUUGAAGACAUCUGUGGGCUAAGAGGUAGCUCUGAUGAAAACGCGAAGCACGUUAUGAAGCGAAUAAAGAACUCUCAACUGGACAGUGUUGACAAAGAAAGGCCUUCCCUGUCACUGUUACCUCCUGGGAGACCGCAUCAACUGAGUUUUGUCAAGUCGAAUUAUGAUUCUCUUGCUGGCGAACGUUUGAACAUGAUGAUUUCGAUAGCAAACUCUGAAGAGAUGAAAAUGAGCUUGGAACACGAAGAUACGUUACCGACCCUUGUUCAUAAAAAGCCAAAAAUAUCUAAGGUGCAAGUGAAACCAAAAGCUGGAAUGAGUUUACACAAUCCUGGAAGCAGGAAGAUCACGAAAGAGCGCGGUGUUGAUUUCGAUUGAGGAUACAAUAUUUGCACGCUGCUAUAAGCCACACAUACUUUCGGUUUUACCUCAUGAGAAACUUAUGCCUUGCCUUGUUGAGCAUUCCCUUGGUAGGUGUCCGAGAAGACUGGUUCUCUGACUGUGUGUAAAAGUUUGUUAGCAAUAACAGCUGAAGCGAAUCAGAAAACACUCGCAAGAAAAUGCGCAUGAAACUGGUGUCCCUUAAAGUGCUAAAUACAGAAUCUUUAUUUACAUGGCACAGCUUGUAUAGAAAAGAAAAGAAGCUGAAAGAAAUUACAGCACAAGUAUGCUUUUUAUGUACAAGACUUGGCCCUUGAUCUUGUCAGAAGUUCAGUAUCACACUUAGCAAAAUUUACAGCUAACCGGGGCUGUACGAAUAUCCGGAUUUUCGAAAUACCAAAGUAAAUAAUUGUGUAUUCGAUUUGAAUCACAGGUCAAAUAUGGAAUCCCAGAUUCGUGUAUAAUUUAUUUAUGCUGUAUGUUGAUAGACGGGCUGCAUAAUGUUCGGUUAUAUAACUAUUCACUUUGUAUUUGCUUCGUGUACAUAUCUGUUUGCUUUGGUUUUUAAAUAAGUAUUCGCACAGCCCUACAACUCACAGUAUAGAUGAACAGUCAUGUUCAUGUUAUGCUACAUGACAUGGAAGACAAAAUGCAUCUGACACAUGAGAGCCCGCUGAAACGUACAUUGUACAUUUGUCAAGAUAUCAUUUAUGAAGAUAUAAGCUGCUGCAGAUAGAGCUGUUCGAUGAACCUGAUGAUCCUUAUGAAAUUCCUCCUUCACGUUGAUCAGCGAAUGGGCAUGUUUUGUUCCGUCUUACAUUGAAGCGAUGUGGGCUCUGUAGCUGGACCUUGCACGUACACCUGAGAUGUGUAAUGGUUUGAACUGUUUAGUGGAAACAGUGGCAAGAGAAAUAGAAAAAUUGAAAAGUUAUUUCGAAUAUUUUAGGUUGAAGUCGCACACAUCUACUUGUCAGAUAGUACUUUCCAUUUAGCUUGGCACAUAUCUGCAUGCACUGCUAAUCAUCACUAACUGUACCAUGCUUGGAGUCUGAUGAGAAUAGAAGGACGUUUGAAGUGGCACGGCAGACAUCACAGUUGAAGCAAGCGUUCCAGUGGACAUGGUCGGAAUGCUUUGGACUCCCGAUGUCGAAGCAGCUGUCAAAGAUAAUUGAAAGAUAAUCGUGCAACGCUUUUGUUGUACGUAACCGUGAGAUAAGGAGUAAUAAAAGGUUUUCUUACUGUUUUUA
Ornithodoros turicata is the source of this 1942-nucleotide messenger RNA. RefSeq lists its product as uncharacterized. The record is from RefSeq and is a predicted model, not a curated record. The transcript is spliced from 2 exons. The coding region runs from base 162 to 692 and encodes 176 amino acids. Lineage: Eukaryota; Metazoa; Arthropoda; Arachnida; Ixodida; Argasidae.